AUUGUCUUCGUUACCGUCUGCGCAUGCGCAUAUUUGCAGUUUACCUGUGCGGCGAUAAGAAAGGAGACUCGCAGCAAGAACCUGGCACCAUACAAAUAGAGAUACUACCAGGAAAAUAAGUUGUUGUUGCAGUCAGGCACAAAUUGGAGUAAAUUUGGAAAAUUUGAAUUUGUUAAUCUAAAAACCGAAGGUAAGCAGAAACGUGAACCGGAUUAGUCUGGGGAAAUGCAAACGCGUCUGGCGGCGGAUCAUAAUGAAUUGCAGCGAAACCUUGGAAAUUAGGUAUAAAUGAGAAUACCCGAAAGUACAAGCGGAUAUUUCCAGUCUCGUGUGCUAAAUAUGUGUUGUCGAUGUAGCGGGUCCUUACAGCCUGGCUAUUCAAGUUAAUAAAUAGACGUAGUGCAGUUCAGAGGCGAUCAGUCGCUUUGAUACGUCAGAAGCAGUACAACUUUAAGAGCAUAACACUUUGAACGAUUGCUGAGAGAUGACACCUUCCAGAUUGCUGAAGUGCUUCGCGCUCAUAAUCCUGCUGGGCCUAGGAAGUUCGCACGCAGUGCCACUAGAUGCAGUAACGAAUGCGCCGACGCCACAAGUUGAAGUCGUCGACACAAAUGUAGCCGAAGCGCCAAGCCCUGGGGAUGAGCAUCAAACGCCCGCAAAUGAGACUGAACUUGAGGCUGCUGCCAGCGAACAAAAACCACAAACUCUUCCGGCGGUGAAUGCGGGCAGCGCGAAUGGUGAUGCGGCAACCCCGAUGUAUGCCGGCUUUCUGACACCCGAGGCCAUUCAACAGUAUAUUAGUCAAUUUGGUGCUGCCUAUCCCGGUUAUGCGGCCUAUCCGGCGCCCAUCGGCUAUGCGGCAGCUGCGCCUCCUCCACCACCACCUGGCACUGGCCCCAUCUAUCCAGGUCCAUAUGUCGUGCAGACUGGCUAUGAAGGCUAUUUAGUGCCUACGGCUACUACAGCUGUUGAAGCUACGAAUAAUAGCAACAGCAACUCACUUCUAAGUCCCUUCACCUAUUUGACGAACCUCUUCUCGGUGAUGAUGAUGUCGGCUUUGUUUCGCGUCGUUGCCACUGUUCUCGGUGCGAUCGGCAUGAUAUUCUUUGGCGGCGCGCUGUCCAGAUUUGUCUGCAGCUUCACACCGCUUUGUAAUGUCACCACUACAGCUGUUGAGUAUUUGAAGAGCGACAAUGCGGAACGUGUGGGGCGCAUGAUAGCCGAGGGCAUGACACCGGAACGUGUGCGACGUGCUACGGUUUUUGUUCAGAACGCAAUACGCAAAUAUCACGAACUGCAAAAGCUUGUGGGCAGUGACGAGAAGGAUGACUAAGGCGCGGCUUUACUCUUGAUGAGGGCCUGAGAAGAGAUUUUUAAUUUCGAUAUUAGAUAAAUGUAAAUAAACCAUUCUAAAAUGUUAGUUAGAAAAAUAUAAAUAACAAAAUAAAAAUAAACUAACGGUAAUAAACCAACAUUUAUUGU
Molecule: messenger RNA, 1482 nt
Organism: Bactrocera neohumeralis
Lineage: Eukaryota; Metazoa; Arthropoda; Insecta; Diptera; Tephritidae
Exons: 2
Coding region: 485-1333 (282 amino acids)
Source: RefSeq, a predicted model, not a curated record